CACAACAUGGCGGACUAGAAUAGUCGGCCGACGCGCCCGGAUACAGUGGAUAAACCGUGGGAUUUACCAUUCAGGAGGACGAAGAAACUCCACUCAGUAGGAACGAUAUAGCAAGGGAAAAUAAGGAUUCUUCGCCGCACGGCCCUUGUCUUGUUUUCUUUUUUCUGGAGACACACAGACUACGAAGUAUUGGCUGUGUGUCCCAGAUCAUUCCUCCCCUAUCACCCAGGUCCCCCCACCCCGCUCACACUCUCGGCUCCUGGGGUGUGGAGACAGGGGCCGGGUUGAAAAACGUGGAAAAGAACGAUAACACAAAUUCCCAAGUGGCCGCUGCUGUGAUUUUCCUAUAGGAUUCUCCCGAGAGAUACUGGAGUUGCGGAUCACACUGUGCGAAUGAGUGAUUGAUGCCAGCCUCGCUCCCUAAGGGCAGAAUGGGUGUGUGUCCCCUGCUCCUGCUGCUUGGUCUAGCCCUAGGGGCCUCGGUCCAGGAUCCUCUCCCCACCACAGACCCUCCAGUUCCUCCUAUCAUCACUGCCAAACCCACAGACCCUCCUGUUGCAUCCUCUCUCAACAUCACAGUUGCACCCACACCUGCACCCACAGGCCCGCCCACGGCCCUCGCCCCCACAGUCGCCCCAGAAACAACAACCACCACCACCAUCACCCCAACAAGUCCAACAAACGAUGAAGCGGAGUCACCAGCAGCUCCGACUGCCGCACCCCUUCCUCCUCCCCCAACUCCAGAACUACCUGAUACCCCUGAGGCAAUGAGCACUGCACCUCCUCCUCCUGCCACCACCUUGCUUCCGGAUGGAGGAGGAGAAAAUGGGACAACAGCCUCAACUCCAGACACCUCUACAGACUUGGGCAUGGCAACCACCACAGAAGCUGGUGGGGAUUACGCCACAGUUCCACCUGACGAUGAUGACGAUCCAGACGACAACCAGUCCGAUGAGAUGCCUAUCAUAGCGGUGAUGGUGGCUCUGUCCUCCCUGCUGGUCAUUGUCUUCAUCAUCAUCAUCCUCUACAUGCUCAGGUUUAAAAAGUACAAGCAGGCAGGAAGCCAUUCCAACUCCUUCAGACUGACCAAUGGUAGAUCAGACGAUACAGAGCUCCAGAGCGUGCCACUAUUGGCCCGUUCACCCAGCACAAACAGGAAGUACCCGCCCCUUCCUGUCGACAAGCUCGAGGAGGAGAUGAACCGUCGCAUGGCUGACGACAACAAGCUCUUCAGGGAGGAGUUUAAUGCACUGCCGGUCUGCCCCAUCCAGGCAUCAUGUGACGCUGCCUCCAAGGAAGAGAAUAAGGAAAAGAACAGAUAUGUCAACAUCCUGCCAUAUGAUCACUCCAGGGUGCAUCUCUCAUCUCUAGAGGGAGUCCCCGACUCCGACUUCAUCAACGCCUCCUUUAUAAAUGGUUACCAAGAGAAGAAUAAGUUUAUUGCAGCUCAAGGUCCAAAGGAGGAAACAGUAAAUGAUUUCUGGCGGAUGAUCUGGGAGCAGAACACAGCCACCAUAGUCAUGGUGACCAAUCUGAAGGAGAGAAAGGAGUGUAAGUGUGCGCAGUACUGGCCGGACCAGGGCUGUUGGACAUACGGGAACAUCCGCGUGUCUGUAGAAGACAUGAUGGUUCUGGUGGACUACACUAUCCGCAAGUUCUGCAUUCAACAGGUGGGCGAUGUGUCUGGGAAGAAGCCCCAGAGGCUUGUCACCCAGUUCCACUUCACCAGCUGGCCAGACUUCGGGGUGCCCUUCACCCCCAUUGGUAUGCUCAAAUUCCUCAAGAAGGUCAAGACAUGCAACCCCCAGUAUGCUGGGCCCAUCGUUGUCCACUGCAGUGCGGGCGUAGGGCGGACAGGGACCUUCAUCGUGAUCGAUGCCAUGUUGGAUAUGAUGAACUCUGAGAGGAAGGUGGACGUCUUUGGUUUCGUCACCAGGAUCAGAGCCCAGCGCUGUCAGAUGGUGCAGACUGAUAUGCAGUAUGUGUUCAUCUUCCAGGCGUUGUUAGAGCACUACUUGUAUGGAGACACAGAGCUGGAGGUGACCUCUCUGGAGUCCCACCUGGCCAAACUCUACGCCCCACUGCCUGGAGCUGGCUGUGGGGGCCUGGAGGCCGAAUUCAAGAAACUGACGUCCAUCAAGAUCCAGAAUGACAAAAUGAGAACAGGCAACCUGCCCGCCAACAUGAAGAAGAACAGAGUCCUACAGAUCAUUCCAUACGAGUUCAACAGAGUGAUCAUUCCUGUCAAACGAGGAGAGGAGAACACCGAUUAUGUUAACGCCUCAUUCAUCGAUGGUUACCGUCAGAAGGACUCGUACAUGGCCAGCCAGGGUCCCCUGCAGCACACCAUCGAAGACUUCUGGAGGAUGAUCUGGGAGUGGAGGAGCUGCUCCAUAGUCAUGCUCACUGAGCUGGAGGAGAGAGGGCAGGAAAAGUGUGCCCAGUACUGGCCCAGUGACGGAGUGAUGGUCUACGGGGACAUUUCCAUCGAGCUCAAAAGAGAGGAAGAGAGUGAGAGCUACACUGUGCGAGACCUCCUGGUUACCAACAACAGGGAGAACAAGGCUCGAGCGGUGCGUCAGUUCCAUUUCCACGGCUGGCCUGAGGUGGGCAUCCCCACGGACGGCAAAGGCAUGAUCAACAUAAUCGCCGCAGUGCAGAAGCAGCAGCAGCAGUCAGGCAAUCAUCCUAUCACUGUGCACUGCAGUGCGGGAGCUGGCCGGACGGGGACUUUCUGUGCGUUAAGUACAGUCCUGGAGAGAGUGAAGGCAGAGGGCAUCCUGGAUGUCUUCCAGACAGUCAAGAGCCUCAGAUUGCAGAGACCCCACAUGGUGCAGACACUGGAGCAGUAUGAGUUCUGCUACAAAGUGGUCCAGGAGUAUAUCGAUGCCUUUUCCGACUACGCCAACUUCAAGUAGGGACCAGCCAUGGAUGGAUGUCUACAUACACUUCAUAAAAAACGCACACACGUACAUACAUACAUUAACAUGCACACGGCUGCAUAUUCCCAUCCGAUGGAUAUAAAACUCAUCACAGCUUGAUGUGUGGAUGGGAUGAACUGCCCGGAGGAAAAGGGAACAGAGAUCUCGGCACAGAGAAAUCGCAGUGCAGUCGGACAGAGAAAAUAACGGAGAUGCCUUCUUGAAUAUUUUGUAAUAUUGGUCUUGUUAAUACAACCCUUUGCCCCUAUUUGCUUCCUAUCUCUCCCCUUAAAUGUAUAUAUACUUACCAUGUUGCAUCUUUUGACUUUGGGUUCAGACACAGAUUUGAGUUUGGCUGCAUUUUAGGGUGGCAUCUGUAAUGUAUUUUAUUGGUAUAAAUAUAUAUAUAUAUAAAUAUAUAUGAAUAUAUAUAUGAAUAUAAAUCUAAUGCUUUAGAGGCUAAUUUCAAAAAUCCAGAGUCGAGGGAAUGGUAUUUAGGGCUUUUUUGUUGUUUUUAUUUUUAUUUUAUUUUAUUUUUUUUAUUUUUUUUACCAUUUUAGGACAGACUUAAAUUCACGCUGUAGCAACUUGUGGCUGGUAGCAGAACCCAGGAGUUGUGUACAUACAGUACAACCUGGGUUGCUUUUCAGUCUUGGACAUUCAUACACAAAUGCACACACACACAAAUGCACACUGCAGAGCUUUUUUUUCCUUCACGCAGGAGUGCUUGAAUUUAUGUGUUAAAGCCCCCCCCCCACCAUUGAGUCUGAAGGGUCAGGAGUUCAGAGGUCAACCAUGAUUGGAGAUCAGGAUCACUGUGACGUAGCUCCUGAUCCCAGCAUCACACACACACGUACAAACACACACUUAUACACACACACUUACACACUUAAAAAUACCUGGAGCCAUUUGUUCUCAGGGCACCAACAUGUGUGUGUGUUUGAAUUGGAGCUUAAACUCACUGCGUUUUCUAAUCACUGUUUUAUCUUCGCCGAGUGCCAAAGCCCUUCACUCACUUAGUAAGCUCAGCUCUGGAAGCUAACCCGAUCCGUGGACUGUGUUACUGUCCACUGGUUGGUAAGAUGUCUCUCUUACAUCCAUGCGUACAGCACUCUGACAAGAAAAUGGGAAAGAAGGAAAUUUUUUGUCAAUACCCACACCCCCAUACAGAAAAGAAAUAAAAGGUGUUGGAGAAUCAGACCACCUUUUCCUCUAAAAUGUUCUUUAUUUCAAACACUAUCAUCAGCAGUGUUGAUUAUAUCAACAUGCCAAACCAGAAAUAACACAAUCAUAAUUAAUUCCAGCAAUUUGUUGCAUUAAAGAAAUCAACUAAUUCUUUAUAUUCCAUUUAUUGUUUACGGACAUUACACGUGUCAGUAUUUCUUGAUUGUAGAUUGUAGUGAUAACUUUAUUGUAAUGCAUUUCUUUUCUGUAUGGGUUACCUUGGAGUUAUCAUGAAUUUCCUAUUUUUUAUACUGGCCACACAUCACAACACUGUAACCUUUUUUUUUUUUUUAACAAGUAUUCUGCUUUUUUCCUCCAUGAUCACUGAUGCCGAAGAAUGUGUCUUUUUUUAAUAUUACAAUGCUGUUGCUCUGAUAUUCCUCAAAAAUGGAUACAUUGUUACUUUAUUUGUGAAAGUGUGCCAUGCGAUGUUUGCUGUGAUUAUUUCUCUUUAAUGGCUGUCCUAUGACGAGGACGCUCAGGCUUGAAAUACCUUGUGUUUUAGAUGAGGCCACCACUGAGGCCGCCCCCUUUAUGAUUGUAAUGAAAGAUAAAUGAUGUCAGUUAAGCACAGGGUUUAAGGUCAGUCCUAUUUCAACUCUGUCAACGCAGGAAAUGACUGAUGCCAGGACUGCCUCAAUUUACAAAUUCAAUCUGAGUUCAUUUCCACAGUUGACUCGAGUUCAAAUGGUUUUCCACUUUCAGCAGAGGAGUAUUCAGAUAUCAGCUGCCUGUCGCCCAUGUGGUUUCUGUGAAACAGGUUUAAAUUAGGGGGGAAAUGAAACUGGUUUGAUUCAUCAUAAACUUACACAUGUAGUUCUGUGAUGUGUUGACAAGGAAUUCAACAGAAUGUCCCUCGCUGACAUCAGCAUGAAAUGAUUAGGAGUUCACAAGCAAUUUCAACCUUGUCUGCACUGUCUCAACUGAAACACUAUUUUUUACAAAACACCUACAUCACACUAAUCAACUAAGGGUCCCAUUAUUAGGAACACUUUUUUACAAGAUGGAGCACAAUCAAUUUAUUCAUAGUAAACAGAGGCAAGAAAUUUUUUUUUUUUUAGAAAAGUUAGUAACGUCAUUGUUGAUUGUUUGAACAUUCAUGCGCCAUUUGCACCAUAAUAAAAGCCCUUGAAAUUAUCAAACCAAAUGAGAGAAAAGGUCAAGCAGAUAGUAUGAUGUUGAUAUGGGAAUAAGUAAUUGAUAUGGGAAAUAAGUUGAACCACAACACUUUGGAAGCUCUUUGAAAUCUCUUCUUAUGGCCUCAGGUUAGGCUUUUUGCUUGGGCACCUUAUUUUGAAGCUCUAGGGACAGUAAGAAAUGUGGACAUUUCACCGCACCGGUCACUGAAAUUGUCGGCUGUCAUAGCAACGUUGUUAUCAUUUCAGGUCAACUUUCAUUCCAAAGCAUCACAAGUGCCCAUACUGUUAGCUAGGUGCCAUUUUGUUCAGUAAUUAUUUAUUUGGUCACCAAUUAGGUCUUCAGUACCGAGUGGAGGAGAUGGGUGUACAGACAGUAGGGAAGGAUAUGCUUUUUUGUUGGGCUAUUUCUAUCUCGUAUUUAACUUACUUGGUUGUGUUUGGUGAAUGUGAUCACCUAUCUUCACUGUAAUUUGACAAAAAAAAAAAAAAAAAAAGUACACUGUGCCAACCUACGCGACCCAUUAAUUUACUAUGGU
Myripristis murdjan (pinecone soldierfish) is the source of this 5820-nucleotide messenger RNA. It is a transcript of the gene ptpra, whose product is annotated as protein tyrosine phosphatase receptor type A. Bases 405 to 2918 code for a protein of 837 amino acids. Lineage: Eukaryota; Metazoa; Chordata; Actinopteri; Holocentriformes; Holocentridae. Gene Ontology annotation, molecular function: protein tyrosine phosphatase activity. The transcript has 23 exons. Gene Ontology annotation, biological process: protein dephosphorylation. The record is from RefSeq and is a predicted model, not a curated record.